AUGGCCGCAGCAUCACGAGCAGGCACAAAGCUCGACUGGAGCAAGUUAGGAACGCAACUGGGCCUCCGCGGCAGCACGGCCAGCUCGCUCGCGGCCUUCAAGAAGCGCAACGACGAUGCCCGCCGCAAGGUGCAAGCCCUGUCCGAAGCGCCCCAGACCGUCGACUUCGCGCACUACCGCUCCGUCCUGAAGAACCAAUCCGUCAUCGACGAGAUCGAGGGCCACUUCAGAUCCUUCAAGCCCGUCACGUACGACGUCAACAAGCAGCUGGCGGCGAUCGAGCAGUUCGAGAAGGUGGCGAUGCGGAAUGCGGAGGAGACCAAGGAGAAGGUCGAGGUGGAGCUGAGGAGUCUGGAGAAGGCGUUGGGCGAUAUCGAGGGCGCGAGGCCGUGGGAGGAGACGACGGUGGAUGAGGUUGCCGCGGCCGCGCCGCAGAUUGAUGAGUAUGUGGCUAGAUUGGUGAAGAAGGGGAGGUGGAUGCCGCCGGGUUAUUAUGUGAGUUUUACUUUUCGAUUCUUUCUUGAUUCUUUGACAUCGAUCUCCGAUGCUGGCUGGCUGGCUGGUGGAUGGAUGCUUACUAUGCGAUAG
Molecule: messenger RNA, 588 nt
Organism: Endocarpon pusillum Z07020
Lineage: Eukaryota; Fungi; Ascomycota; Eurotiomycetes; Verrucariales; Verrucariaceae
Product: ATP synthase subunit d
Exons: 2
Coding region: 1-588 (195 amino acids)
Biological process (GO): proton motive force-driven ATP synthesis
Molecular function (GO): proton transmembrane transporter activity
Source: RefSeq, a predicted model, not a curated record